UUAAAGAUGGAGGUUUAUGUUUCUGGUUGUGUGUUCUCAUCGCUGGUCUACGAACUAGAGAAUAGCAUAGGAGAUGUCGAGGGGCUCCUAUUGGGCCAAAUUACAAGCCGUAUCACCAACACAAUCACAGAUUCACAAUCCGAAAACUUGACACACGAGCGAGUUGCAACGAUUCAAGGGUUUGUUCCUUUUGGCAAAGUUCACAGUUUUUACACCAAUAGUGGGCACAUAUUAGAGGAAGCUAUUUCAAAGGAACUUAAUGAUAAUGAAAAGAGUGAAAAAGUCAUUGGUUGGUUUUCAUUUCGUCGAAAUACUCAAGGACAGGUGUCUAUGAGGGAAAGAUUUAUCCAUCACAAUCUCAUUGCAAAGCUCAACUAUACCCCUUCCAAAGAAUUCCUCUUAGCAAUCUUUACAUCACACAUGUCCAGGGAUCUGUCCUCACACAAAUUUGACUACUGCUUUUGUUGUUCUGCUGAGAGAGAAGGGUUUUUUGAACCAGUUCAGGUACAGAUAUUAAACCUUGGAGAUACAUCACAUUCUGAGUAUAGACUUAACUGUCACUCUGCCCAAGCCACGUCCAGUCUUUUUCAUGAAGUGAUAGACUCUUACAGAAAUGAGUUUGUUGACGAUAAAGGAUGUAUACAACAGUCCUCCAAUAUGCAUGGCAUGUACAUAACAAUGAUGAAAAGGUUGCAGAAUUUAGUUGAAGUUGUAAAAGGUAGUGAAACCACUGUGUCUUCAUUGAAUGAAGAAGUAGAAAAUAGACGAAAGGAACUGGAAGAGUGUCGUAAGGACCUUUCAAGGAAAAAUGCUUCCUACAAAGUGGAUGAAAAACGGCCUCUCCAGCCUAAUUCUCUAUUAAGUGAAUCCAACCAGGAGAAAGAAGAAGCAGAAAGAACUUUUGAAACACAUGGAUCAAAUUUGCCUGGUGAUGAUAACAAAUCUAUAGCUUUUGUUCCAGCUAGUGAUAGUGAAUUGGGGGAGAAAAAUGACCAAGGAAUUUCUGAGGAAAGUACAGAUGCCACUGCAGAAGGAUCACCAAAUGUGAACUCUCCUAGUUUUAACAGAAGGCGGAAACAAAGAACCCCUGCUAGAGUUGUUGUUCGUUAUGUUCAGCCAGUAGUGGCUGACGAUGAUGAUGUCACAGAUGAUGAAACACAGCCAUAUUCUAUAGAGGAUAAAAUUACAGGAAGUGGACCAGACUAUGAAGAAAAACUCUCUCAAAAUCUUGCAAUGGAGACGUCGUCACCAGUUUUCUGACAGCAGGGAAGAUAUUUUAAAGAUUCUUAUGUUGUAUAAACUUUUGAUACAAUAAUACCUUGCAACACAUUUACUGGUCUAAGUUUAUAAUAAUUAUGAAUAGUUAGGCCUUUGUCCAUUAAACAAAUGAAUAUUAUUAUUCUAAAAAUCACAGAGAGAUUGCCACAAACUGUAUUCUUAUGUUUUUUAAGUUGAUAUACAAAGGUAAAACUUGCUUCCUCCUCAUUGCAUGUGUUUCUAUAAAUUGACUUUUUCUUUUAUCAAAAAUUAUGUAGAAGGGAAUCAAGUUUGCUGUGUUAUUGCAGAUUAAUAGGCCAUGAUCAACAACAACACAGUCAAGUGUGUGAUCUCAGACUAAGUGAAUGUGUUUUAUGGAGACAAACUACUACACUGUAUGUUACACUAAAAUGAGGCUGCUCUAAAAAAUAAGAAACUGAUCAAUCAAAAACUGAUGGGAAACCUAGUUGUGAAUUAAUGGAUGGCAUUCAUGUAUGUUGGAAAAGUUAUAAUAUACAAAGAAUAGAUAUU
Molecule: messenger RNA, 1788 nt
Organism: Pocillopora verrucosa
Lineage: Eukaryota; Metazoa; Cnidaria; Anthozoa; Scleractinia; Pocilloporidae
Product: BRISC complex subunit Abraxas 2
Cellular component (GO): nucleus
Molecular function (GO): polyubiquitin modification-dependent protein binding
Source: RefSeq, a predicted model, not a curated record